AUGUCGACCUCAACUGCCACCGCCUCCGCUUCUAUUGCCGACCCUCCUCGCCCCGGCCGUCUUCGUCGCUUCAGUCAGCUACGAGCCUACACGCAGAAUCUCUCCCACUCCUCACCAAGCCAACGUGCGCGUCCCAGUUUGAGCAGUCGGGUGCCCUGGCUAUCUACCCCGUCGGGCGCAGAGUCUCCAUCGACGCAGGUGGAGAGCUCCACUCCUUUAUGCCCCGAAGGUGAUCAACCGGUCUUGUCUCGCUACACCUCUGCGCCCACCUCGAGCUCCCACGCUCUCGUUGACAGCCAGAAUUCCUCUACCGAAUCCUCGCGAUCAACUCCCCCCAACGAGCCCAGCCAGACAACUCAUGUCAUGGCCCGGCUGAGGAGUGCUUCCGCUGUGCAGGGCCGCCCGCCGCGCAAUUUGGCUCGAACCGCCACUCCAGAGGCGCCCACAUCGUUACCAGAACCGACCACUGCAACAAACGAUACCCUGGAGCUGACUGGGACCAUCUCGGCCGAGAUCCAGUCCCCCUCAAAAUUACCACAGAAGGCGACUAUCAGGUUUUUCCCCUAUCAGGAUUCCUACCAGAGUUCACGACCGUCGCUGCCCUUCAUUCCCAUCUCGCGCACACUUCCCUCCGAAAGCUGCGUCAUUCGAGUCGGUCGCUACUCCGAGCGCGAUGGAAUUCCCAACCCCAAUCCAUCUGAACCCUCGGAUUCUCCGGUCGGCUUCAAAUCGAAGGUCGUGAGUCGAAAACACUGCGAGUUCAUGUACGUCAAUGGUCAAUGGCACAUAAAGGAUGUAGGCAGUUCGUCGGGCACUUUCCUGAAUCAUAUGCGCCUGAGUCAACCGAACAUGGUCUCCCGCCUGUAUUCCAUAAAGGAUGGUGAUAUAGUGCAACUGGGUAUCGAUUUCAGAGGAGGAGAGGAAAUGAUCUUCCGAUGCGUGCGAAUUCGUAUUGAAUGCAAUCGGGCCUGGCAGCAACAGCCCAACGAGUUUAAUAAAAACACCGAAAGCUUGAUCAAGAACCUAGGCAAGGGAGAAACCGCCGAUUAUUCUGGCUGCCGCGAAUGUUCCAUCUGUCUUGGUUCCGUCUUGCGGCCCUACCAGUGCCUUUUUAUGGCGGCUUGUGCCCAUGUCUGGCAUUACAAAUGUAUCAGUCGCUUGCUACACUCACCCGAUUACCCCAUGUUCCAGUGUCCCAACUGUCGGGCAUUCACCGAUUUGAGUGCCGAAGUCGACGACUCGAAUGACCAGGAAGGGGAGAAGUCUCAAGAAUCGGUUGGCGCGGAGGAGGGCAAUCAAGCCGCGCUGCGGUCCGAGGCACAAUCGCCAGCAAAUGCUCCGCCCGAGAGCGAAGGCCACGAAACCUCGAAUCAAUUAGAAGCUCAUCCCGAAGAGCCGGACCUGGCCACCGAUGUCGAGAAUCUGCACCUGCAGGAUGAACAGGCCCGCGAGGCGGACACAGAGAGCUCCGAUUCUGCCGCUCUCAAUGGGAGCAAUGAUGACCUUGCUCGCAGUGCCACCGUCAAUCUUCCAGGUUGGCAACCCACUGAACCUCUCAAUGUCCCGACUCGGCAUGCUCAACUCCGUGCCGACACGCCUGGGUCAGACGAAAACCCACUUACUCCACGAAACGACUCGGGCCCUCUAGCCUUUGAUGGCCGAGCGGGAAUGCCUUGA
Messenger RNA from Penicillium atrosanguineum, 1677 nucleotides. Its product is annotated as FHA domain protein. Gene Ontology annotation, molecular function: ubiquitin protein ligase activity; protein binding. Lineage: Eukaryota; Fungi; Ascomycota; Eurotiomycetes; Eurotiales; Aspergillaceae. The transcript has 3 exons. The coding region runs from base 1 to 1677 and encodes 558 amino acids. The record is from RefSeq and is a predicted model, not a curated record. Gene Ontology annotation, biological process: protein ubiquitination; negative regulation of septation initiation signaling; ubiquitin-dependent protein catabolic process. Gene Ontology annotation, cellular component: cytosol; mitotic spindle pole body; cell division site.